This is a messenger RNA of Sesamum indicum (sesame), 1393 nucleotides long. Its product is annotated as heavy metal-associated isoprenylated plant protein 7. Gene Ontology annotation, molecular function: metal ion binding. Lineage: Eukaryota; Viridiplantae; Streptophyta; Magnoliopsida; Lamiales; Pedaliaceae. The record is from RefSeq and is a predicted model, not a curated record.
CCUCUAUUACUACUAAGAAGACAACAUUUGACUGCAUAUUCACUUGUGUGUGAGUGAGUCGAGAAAAAUACACGCAGUGAGGGUGUAUCUGUGUGUCUUCACGAGUUCGUCUGAGUUAUCUAUUUUAUCUCUUGCUCUCGUUUCACCACUAGAGGAAGGGGGAGUCUGAGAACAGAUGGGAGAGGAAGAAAAGAAACCGGCGGAGGAAAAGAAACCGGAGGAAGCGAAUAAGGCGGCGGCGGAGGGGGAGGAGGAGGAAGGCCAAGGCUGGGCUGAGAAGCCGGCCGAAGAUGGGAAGAAAGAGGAGAAGAAAUCUGAGGAGCCUAAGGGAGAGCAGCAGGAAUCACCGCCGCCGCCUCCUCCGCCGCAAGAAAUCGUUCUCAGAGUUUUCAUGCAUUGUGAGGGCUGCGCUAGAAAAGUCCGGCGAUGCCUCAAAGGCUUUCCAGGAGUGGAGGAUGUGAUAACAGAUUGCCGGGCGAGUAAAGUGGUGGUGAAAGGCGAGAAAGCAGAUCCAGUGAAGGUAUAUGAGAGGGUUCAGAGAAAGAGCCACCGCCAAGUCGAACUCAUCUCUCCAAUCCCAAAACCUCCGCCUGAAGAGAAACCUGAAGAAAAGGAGGAGGUCAAACCUGAAGAGAAAAAAGAGGAGCCUCCUGUGAUUACUGUGGUGUUGGGAGUGUACAUGCAUUGUGAAGCUUGUGCUCAAGAAAUCAAAAGGCGCAUUCAGAGAAUGAAAGGGGUUGAGAGUGCGGAGCCGGACCUCAAGAGCUCACAGGUGAAUGUCAAAGGCGUGUUCGAGCCUGAGAAACUCGCCGAGUACGUGUACAAGAGAACCGGCAAACACGCGGCGAUUAUCAAAGUCGAGCCCGAGAGCGAUAAGGUAGCAGCCAAGAAAGGGGAAGAAGAACCCGCCAAAGAAAACAAGGAAGCCGGCGGUGACGCCGGUGGCGGAAGCGGCGGAGAGCCACCGGCUAAAGCGGAGGCAGAGGCGGAGGACCCGAAGCUGGAGGUGAGAAAGAACGAGUUCUACUAUUACUACCCACAGAAUUACCAGUUGUACCCUCAGAGGUUCAUCCAAGAGAUGAAUGCUUAUCCUCCACAGAUCUUCAGCGAUGAGAACCCCAACGCAUGUAGUGUAAUGUAAAUUUGGAGGAAGGUGAGGGGCACAAUGGGUAAAUCAAGGUGUCCCAGAGAGCCCUUCUGGUCUUGGUGUGUGAUUUACAUGUGGGAUUGUCUGUGGUGGGUAGUAUAAAUCUACAGAAGAGUUGUAGAAUUUUGUACUGAUUUUAGUUUUUUUUUUUAAUCUUAUAUAAUAAUCUUUGUCAUAUACUAUGGAUAAUAAUAGUAUGAUAUAUACUAAGGUAUGGUAUAUAUAAUAUUUUAGUUUUGUGGUCUA